Messenger RNA from Durio zibethinus, 2262 nucleotides. Lineage: Eukaryota; Viridiplantae; Streptophyta; Magnoliopsida; Malvales; Malvaceae. The record is from RefSeq and is a predicted model, not a curated record.
AUUUAAAAAAAAAAAAAAAAACUCAUCCAAAGAGGAAGGAUCCCCAAGGUCCCCCGUACGCGCAAAGCAUCUCUGUUAAGCAAUCCUAAAACACAAGUCUCUCAUUUCUUUCCUCUUCCUUUCCAAAUCCAUAUCCAAACCCUCCACCGUCCAAUGGUUCCAACACCGUCAAUACCGCCGCCGAACCCCCAACAAAUCCAACAAUUCCUCUCCUCAGUCCUUUCCCAACGCGGCCCUUCCUCCCUCCCUUACACCGAAGACACCAAAUGGCUAAUCCGCCAACACCUCCUUUCCCUCAUCUCCCACUGUCCUUCCCUCGAACCCAAAACCGCCACUUUCACUCACAACGACGGACGAUCCGUUAACCUCCUCCAAGUCGAUGGCACCAUCCCCAUGGCUUACCAAGGUGUCACUUACAACAUCCCGAUCAUAAUCUGGCUCAUGGAAUCUUACCCUCGUUACCCUCCCGUUGUCUACGUGAAUCCCACGCGCGACAUGGUCAUCAAACGCCACCAUCCUCACGUUACUCCGUCGGGGUUAGUUUCGAUCCCUUAUUUGCAAAAUUGGAUUUAUCCAAGUUCUAAUCUUGUUGAUUUGGUCGUUAAUUUAAGCUCUGUUUUUUCUCGUGAUCCCCCGCUUUAUUCCCAACGUCGUCCCAGUCCUAACCCAAACCCCAAUCUCAGCCCUAACCCUUCUAUUAAUUCCUCCAUGAAUUCUAGCUAUGGGCAGUCGCACCCACCGCCGAGGGUGGCUGCCGCUGCGUCAGGGUAUCCUCCUUCGCCUUAUGGGAGGGUACAGCCGCCGUAUCCUCCUCCUUCACAGACGGAGGAUGCCGCGGAGGUUUAUAAGAGGAAUGCGGUGAAUAAGUUGGUGGAGGUGGUUCAUGGCGAUAUAAGUGGGAUGAGAAAAGCUAGGGAGGUUGAAAUGGAAGGGUUGUUUUCAGCUCAAGCGGUGUUAAGAAGGCGAGAGGAAGAGAUUAAUAAAGGGUUGAAAGAGAUGCAAGAUGAAAAAGAAGGUUUAGAACAGCAGUUACAGGUUGUGUUGAUGAAUACCGAUGUGUUGGAUAGUUGGGUUAGAGAUAAUGAAGGGAAAACUAAGAACUUAGGGGAGAGUAAUGUUGAUGUUGAUGAGGCCUUUCAUUGUGUUGACGUGCUUUCCAAGCAAAUGUUGGAUUGCACAGCUGCCGAUUUAGCUAUUGAGGAUGUGGUUUAUUCGUUGGAUAAAGCAGUGCAAGAAGGGGCUGUGCCGUUUGAUCAGUAUUUGAGAAAUGUGAGGUUGCUGUCAAGGGAGCAGUUCUUUCAUAAGGCAACCGCAGCUAAAGUUAGGGCAGCUCAAAUGCAGGCUCAGAUUGCUAGUAUGGCUGCUAGAGCACCACAUUAUGUCACAUGACUGGUUAUUGUUUUGUUUUGGGAUUUGUCUAUAAAAAAGGAUCAUGUGAUUGGAGGAAAGGUUAUGUGGAAUAGUCAAGAUGCCUUUAAAGCUCAACAAGCGAAGGGAGGAGUUUUAGGCAGAUCUUAUAAUGAAUGCAAUGUAAUGAGGAACACAAAUGAUUUAGUCAAGGUUUUUAGGAUGCAAUUUUCCUUUUUAUGACAGUGGCUGAAGUUGUGAGAAGAUUAUCAUUAUAUUAGUUUGCCUCUUUUGCAGUCUUUAACUAAUCAAUGCAUCAAUCUGUUAUGUUGUUGUUUGGUUUCAACUUUUAAAACAUUUAGAAAUGAUAGUUAAGAAUCUGAAUAGCAUGGAAUGUUAUAAUCUGCAUAGGUUGUUAACUCUGCAAGCAAGACAUAUUUGUUUCUUGAUUUGUGUUGUUCCCUUGCGUGUCAUUCCCUAUAAUGAUUGGAUCCCAACUAUUUACAUCCUGAAGGUUUGAAUGGGGUGUCACAUCCCACAUGUUACUUCAUGUUCUUGCUUUUCACCAAAUAACUGCCAAAUUGCCUUUCGAAACAAUUAUAGAAAACAACAUUUUAGUCCAAUGGUUGGAGUAAACAAUGUCAUAGCCCUUAGUAAAAUCUCAAGAUAAUUACAAGUCUUAAGCUUAGCAAACCCUUAAGCCAUACCGAAUUUCCCUCUCUCUCCAACCACAGCAAGCUCAAGUUCCUUCUCUGAAAUUGGAUUCCUUGAGAACAGACUGAUGGAACUGCCAUUGAAGUCACCUUGAGUGAAUCCAAAAUCCAUGGAAACCACCCAAGUCAAGCACCUCUUGGCCUGUUGACACCCAUACACCUUGAGCUGAACCAAUGGCUUGGGUAGUCUUUUCAGUCAGUG